GAUUGUCGUAAGAAGGAAGUUGUGUCCGGCUGCAGAUGGAUGGAAGGAGCAGGAAGUUGAGUGUCUCGAGAAUCAGCAGCAGCAGCAGUGCACUGUGUGAAACUGUACAGAGAUAAAUAUAUUAUUCCUGAGGAGACCCGCGAGCGGAGGGACCCCCAGAGAUCAGAGUUUAUCAGCAGCGAGCCUGGAUCUUUACACAAUAUGGGAUAUGGUCAAGCCCCUGGCAUGUUUGGAUGAUUGCUUUAGUCAUACAGAAGGAGAGAGCAGACUUUGCCUUUGAAGGUCUGAAGCUAAAACCGGACAGUGUCGCUGUCCAAAGAUGGAAGAUGAAGUCUUUGAUCAGUUUUUGGAAGUCGUCAAUCUUCUGGUCUCCUGGAUCGCUACUCUUGCCAUUGUAUUCGGCGGUGUGGUACCAUACAUCCCUCAAUACAGGGACAUUCAAAGGACUCAGAAUGCUGAGGGAUUCUCCACCUAUGUCUGCCUUGUGCUUCUUAUUGCCAACAUUUUAAGAAUACUCUUUAGGUUUGGCCGUUACUUUGAAACUGCACUCCUGUGGCAGAGCAUCAUAAUGAUCACCACCAUGCUGAUCAUGCUCAACCUGUGUACUAGUGUCCGAGUGGCUACUGAACUCAGCACCAAGCGUCGCUCAUUUACAGCAACAGACAGUAAGGACGAGGAAAUCAAAGUUCCUAAGAAGUUCUUUCUGGACUUUGAUUGUAGCUACUUCUGGGUGUGGAGUCGUUUUGUGGACUAUCUGCAGUGUGUGUUUGCCUUCACAUUGGUGGCAGCUUAUUUGACGUACCUGCUGCUGGACUCUGUGCUGUUUGUGGAGUUGCUGGGCUUCUUGGCUGUGUUCACUGAAGCUAUGCUGGGAACUCCACAACUCUACUGCAACUACCAGAACAAAUCUACAGAGGGCAUGAGCAUCAAAAUGGUUCUGAUGUGGACCAGUGGAGACACCUUUAAGACAGGCUACUUCCUGCUCACUCAGGCUCCUAUGCAGUUCUGGAUCUGCGGCUUCCUGCAGGUUUGUGUGGAUAUGGCCAUCAUGUCCCAAGUGUACUACUACAGCCGCUACCCCCAGAAACCUGCCUCACACACCACCCACACCACCAGUGCCAAGGCACUCUGAGCCACACUCAAGAAGCAAACGUGGAGCUUCAGAAAACUGAUGACUGAUGACUGGUGGUGGCCUGGAACUCUCAUCACUUUUCUUUUCCAUGUUUCACAUCCGGAACUAAAGGAUUAUUAUUAUUAUUGUUUAUUCUGUACAUGUUCAUGUAUGUGUUGAAAGAUGAGUAUGGGACCAUGUUUUAUACAUGCAGUAUGCUUUAUACAUACAUUGUGACCUCAGUAUAUAGCUGUUGUUAAGUAGUCAAACCUGUGUGGCCAAGAACAAUGGUUAUUGAUUGUUAAUGAUGUUUGCCUUAGAGACACAAGGGCUGGUUUAGGUUCACAGAAAAAAGUAAUGUACUUGACAGCUUUUUUGUGACUGCUACAUAGGGCUUGGUUUUAAUUUCCCUAUAGUAGUAUGUGAUUUAUGUUAUUAUGAUAAUAUUGACAUACUGUUGUGUUUGGAACCGGUUUCAGAUAGCGAUUUCCUUGAAGUCUGCGACAGAAUGGGUGCACAAAAUCAUUGUAUCAUUAACGGAAGGAAAGCAUGAUUUGGUGCACAAUUUUUCACAAUAUGUUUAGUUUACUUUGUGAAAUCAGCACAAGGGCAGAAUUAUACUGUGCCACAAUAUUCAUUCCUAUAGCAUAUUGGCAUAUUGCACCAUGACCAAUAAUAAUACCUUCAACAAUCAUCUGGUUGGAUAUUUGACAGCUCAUCUUGGCAGAAAUUAAUUACUUGGUUUUCAAGGAUUCAAGGAGAUUUUAUUGUCAUUCGCAUCUUAUGUGGUACAUGAGGUGGAACGAAAUUGUGAUCUCACAAUCCAGUUUACACCCAGGAGCUGUUAUUAAAUACCCCAAAUGAAAUAAAUAGAAAGAGUAGACAGGUUGCAACAACAAGUCCAGAGUGCAAAUGUGCUAUAGCAGCAUGAAAUGAAUUAGAGCAGUAGAAAAUAAAGUGUCUCAGUGCGGGUAAAGUGACCGUGUUUGUGCAGUAAUUGUCCUUGUGUGUCAGUGCAGUGUGUUGUUAAGUGGAGUUUAAGAGUCUUACAGCUUCCGGAAUGAAGCUGUUUCUCAGUCUGGUUGUUUUGCACUUGAUGCUCCGCAGCCUCCGUCCUGAGGGAAGCGGGACAAAAAGUGCAUGUGCUGGGUGGGUGGGAUCCUUCCUGAUGCAGGUGGCCCUCUUCCUGCAUCUGGAGGUGUAGAUGUCCAUGGUGCUGGGGAAGCUGACUCCAACAAUCCUCUGUACUGAUGUCCAUAUAUUUUUGAAUCAGGGCUUCUAUGCCAAACAAUUAAUGUUAACUUGCUUUAUCCAAUCCAGAGCCAUCUCUGAAAGCUGAAAAACCCAUCCAACUUAUCUGAUUGAUAGUCUCUGUUAGGGUCACUUUAACGUUUAUCAGUUCAGUUUUCUGACCGUUUGAGGCUAAAUAGAAAAUUAGGUGUUAAUAAUUUAUUAUUUAUUUUUGCCCAUUUGGCAUCAUCAGGAAGAAACUGGUUUCAUAUUUUUUCCAAUUUUUUUCUUUUUCUUUUUUUUUUAUCAGGAUCUGAAUUCCAGAAAAAUAUAUAUUUCACUAGAUUAUUUUUUUUGUAUACCAUCAGAUUUUUAUUACAAAAUGCAAAAAUUCUUUAAUAUGUCAAAUUAAAAACAUUAAGUAAUUAAGUUUUAAACACAAAUUUCAAUUUUUAAAUUUAGCCUCAAACGGUCAAAAAAAUAAACUUAUAAAGGUUAUACUGACCAGUUAGGCUCUUCUUUAUUAGUCUAUCCAGUCUUUAUCUCAUUUGACAAUGAAACUUUCCUUCAGAAAGCUUUUAUCUUUUUUUUCUUUCUAUUUGAUCAACUUAAGUUGAGUUUAAAAGUGUCUGUUUUCAAGUAGGGGCUUCGUUUUUUGGCUGCAGCUUCCAGUUCAUGAGUAUGUUGUGCAAAUCUAUGAUCUCCUAUGAGCUCCUUUGACUUUUACACUGAACUGUGUGCUAGUCCAUUCAUUCAGCGCUGUCAAACAAACCCUUUUGUUAAAAACCUGUAUGUAUAAUUUUGAGCUAGUGCUGAUUUUUUGAUUGAUUUUUUUUUCUGUUAAAAACGAAAAGUUAAGAUAUAACAAAAAGCCCAAUAUUUCUAUGAUAAGUUCAUGUAAUCUUCCAACCACAACUGUAUGUGAUAUUGUUUUAGCAAUACAUUAGCAGUUCAUUUUGUAGAUGCUAGAUAGAUCAGAAAAAAAUGUUUUUUUUGUGUCAAAAUAAUUAUUUUUAUUCUAUUUUGGUAUCCAGUUGUAACCACUUCAGUUGAAUGACUAUCUGAGAUUAUGUGCUCUUAUGUACAUCAUUCAGUUUAAUAGAUGGUCUGUGGGAUAAUACUGAAGAAAGUAUCAAAAAAGAAAUUAAUCUUUUUUAAAAUCACCUAAUGGUUUAUUCAAGGAGUAUUUUGGGACCAAAUGUUUCAAUAUACUGAACUAAGUGAGUUCUGACUGAAGGUGCUAUUUAGAGUAGUGUUUGUAGUUAUGGAUGUUGAUAAUUAGUUGCAUUUUAAUACACGCUUCUAUUGAAUGAGAUAUGAAAUGUACAGAUACAAAUGGUAUGUUUAUGACACUUGGGUUUAUCAGAGAAUUUCAGUUUCAGGGUGAUCAUAUUCCUGAGAAAUAAGAGAUUUUAUUUUUUAUUUAGAUGUGGGUAAAUUUAGUUUAUUCUUAGUUUUUUAUUUUUUACUCAUUCAAACCACAAGAUUUUCAAUUUUUAUAUCUUAUUUGUGAGGGUAUUUAAAUGUUUAAAUAUGUUAUUUUAGGUCAUAUUUUAUUACAUAUUUUGGGAGCUGGUUUUGUUUCAAAAGUGGUGUAUUUAAAAAAUCAGUUUAUUGCAUACAAUUAUUUUGAUAGCUGUAGAAUACAUUUGAAUAACUUUGAGGUACCUUUGCACAGAAGUUGCUACACAAUCUUUUUUUUUUUUGGUCAUAUUGGGCAUGAUUAACUCCUUUGUUUAUAAUUCAUGUUUUAUAUAAUUUAAACUUGCCAGUUUAUUAGCCAUUUAUUCCUUUUAACUACACUCACUGGACAUUAUUUCAGGUACGCCAGCCACAUAGGGUGUACUUUGUAGGUUUACAGUUACUGAUUGUAGUUCAUGUGAUGCAUGAAUUAUACAUCUUCUACUUUUUAUCCUCUAAGGUCAUCCCAGGUCAUUGAAACUUGGAUUUUGUAAUCACUGGAACUGAAGGGAACAGUUGAUGUGCCUACCAAGCAUAAAAAGGAAAAAAAAACAGUGGUCAGUAGAAAAAUAUAUGACCAGUGGUUCCACUUUCCAAUAACAGAGGGAAUAGAGGGUGGCUGUAAAAUGUGCUGCAAGAGUAUGCUUUAUUAUGUUGCUGAUAUUAUUACGUCAUCUAUUUUAUUCAAAGGUCCUGCCAUUUGUGUUGUGUUUUAUAUUUUAUAAUGUCCCAAUGCCAAAACAGUUGCCAAAAAAGUAAUGAUUCCUGUGUACCACUCAGUUUGGUCACCCUCUUUUUUCUUCUUCUUGUUUUGUACUAUUUUAUUGUUUUACUAUUGUAUUGUUUUACUGGAUUAUCAGCUGUAUUUUUUUUGAGACCACACCAAGUUAUUUAUGUAAUCCUUCACAAUUAUUUUCUGUCUCUGUUAUUGGUCAUUUUUAUGUCUGUGUACAUCCAAAAUCCAAAACAACCUUAUGAUUUUGUUUCUCUUAUUUCAAUUGUCCUUUUUUUAUAUGCAUAUUUCUGUUUGAUUUUUUGCAUGUUGGGCAGUUUUAUGUUGUUGAGAUCAGGUAAGGGUCUGGGUAAGUAUUACAUUCUGAUGAGAAUGAUGAUCAGGAUUAUCAUUCAUGUGUAAAAGUACACCAAUUAAAAUGUUUAUCUUAUUUUUAA
Molecule: messenger RNA, 4972 nt
Organism: Astyanax mexicanus (Mexican tetra)
Lineage: Eukaryota; Metazoa; Chordata; Actinopteri; Characiformes; Acestrorhamphidae
Gene: slc66a2
Product: solute carrier family 66 member 2
Exons: 7
Coding region: 320-1132 (270 amino acids)
Biological process (GO): phospholipid translocation; retrograde transport, endosome to Golgi
Cellular component (GO): endosome; trans-Golgi network
Source: RefSeq, a predicted model, not a curated record